This is a messenger RNA of Lasiosphaeria miniovina, 330 nucleotides long. RefSeq lists its product as uncharacterized. The transcript is spliced from 2 exons. The coding region runs from base 1 to 330 and encodes 109 amino acids. NCBI's taxonomy places the organism in Eukaryota, Fungi, Ascomycota, Sordariomycetes, Sordariales, Lasiosphaeriaceae. The record is from RefSeq and is a predicted model, not a curated record.
AUGGCCGACUUCAAAGAUGACAUUGGCUGGUACGUUUGGUUCACCGAGUUGAGCAUUGUCCCGCCAGAAUACCGUUAUAUUCUCCGCAUCAUAUCCGGCUUCUUUAUAACUCUCGCCCUUGCGCCCAUCAUUCCCGUUAUUCUCCUGGUUAUCUACGACUUCUCACUCUGGUUGUGGAGGCUCUACAGUGCCAGCCACGGCAUGGCUCGCCGAGACGGCCAAAAGCCUUCCACAGACGUUGAUGUUUCCGGGUUAUCCGGGACUUCGAUACCCGAGAGCUCGAGAAUAAACGGCACGCUCAAGACAGGCGGAACAGGACGAGUGGGUUAG